Molecule: messenger RNA, 1317 nt
Organism: Salvia hispanica
Lineage: Eukaryota; Viridiplantae; Streptophyta; Magnoliopsida; Lamiales; Lamiaceae
Source: RefSeq, a predicted model, not a curated record
AUGAAUCCUCGGCGUGAAGGCCAACGAGCAAUCGAAGCUCAAAUGGCUCGAAUGUUAGAGACGGCGAUGCCCGCAAUCCAAGAAGAAAUCAACAACGAGGUGGAACGCUAUCAAGCUGCUAUCCAAGCGUGGAACGAGCAACACGACCGGGUACCGCGUACUCGGAUGUAUAUCCACCGAGACCGUGAACAAGCUGGUUUGCGGCUUUUCAUGGAUUAUUUCUCUGCAGAUCCUCGAUGGAGUGAUCAGAUGUUCCGUCGCCGGUUCCGGAUGCGGAGGAAUGUGUUCUUGCGCAUUGUCAACGCAGUUGUGGCUCGUGACGCGUACUUUAUGCAAACCUUCGAUGCUGUCGGGCGGCAAAGUAUAUCGACUUUACAGAAAUGCACAUCCGCCCUCCGCCAACUCGCUUACGGAACAGCUGCAGAUAUGUUUGAUGAGUACCUCCAUGUGAGCGAGCAUACUGGACGCGCUUGCCUAGCCAAAUUCUGUCGGGCAGUGAUCGAAGCAUUCAAGGACACAUACUUGAGAAAGCCAACGUCCGACGAUGUUCGCAGAUUGGUGCGAAUGCACGAGGAGAGGCACGGCUUCCCGGGGAUGCUGGGCAGCAUCGACUGUAUGCACUGGCCGUGGAAGAAUUGUCCAAUGGCUUGGAGAGGAGCAUUCACUAGCGGGCACAAGGGCUCGCAUCCAACGAUUGUGUUGGAGGCCGUUGCCGACCAACGGUUGUGGAUCUGGCAUGCCUACUUUGGAGUCGCUGGGUCGAACAACGACCUCAAUGUGUUGAACGGGUCUCCAUUGUUCAACGACUUGUGUGCCGGGCGAGCGCCUACCGUAGAGUUCACGGCCAACCACCGUCGGUACACUAUGGGGUACUAUCUGGCAGACGGGAUCUACCCUAGAUGGCCCGUGUUCGUGAAGACCAUCACAUGUCCGACUACGGAUAGGAGGAAGUUGUUUGCCAAAAAGCAAGAGGCGGCUCGGAAAGAUGUGGAGCGCGCAUUUGGAGUUCUCCAAUCACGUUGGGCUAUAGUGAAGGGACCGGCCCGUGGUUGGCACCGUCCGCUAAUCGCCGACAUCAUGUAUGCAUGUAUCAUAAUGCAUAACAUGAUCGUUGAGGACGAGGGAGACAACGCCACUGACUGGAGCGACGAUCCGCUCGUCAGCGCCAGCAGUAGCUACACUGUCACCGAUCCGAUCGUGCAAGGUGUUCCUCCCGACGUGCGCAAUGUCAUGGCCCGUUCAGCGGCAAUGCGCCAAGAAGAUCAACACACACGCCUCCAAGCGGAUCUAAUUGAAGAAAUUUGGAACCGCAAUUGA